CCGGGGCUGGCAGUGCGCAGUGCCUCUGCAGCAGCGAAGGCAAGAAGAGGGGGAGAAGAAGAAGAAGAAGCCAGCCUUGGCAGCCGGAGGGAGAACCCCGAGACUCUCCCUACCCUCACCACCAUCAUCAUCAUCAUCAUCACCAUCCUCCUCCUCCUCCUUAUUCCUGGUAUCGCAGGGGCUGCUCCUCCUCCUCUUCCUCCUGCGGGACCCAGGGAUGUCUCUGCUGCAGCCCCCCGGCGAGUAGCGGAGCUUUGGGGGGCUCUCGGGGGGUCGGCCUUGGAACUGCCGCAAUCGGGAGCCGGAGGCGUCGGGGGCCGGGCGCCCCUCCAAGCGCCCGCGCCCCGCUCUUCCUCUCCCUCUCCAUGGACGGAGGGGCUCCCGGAGGAGGAGGAGGAGGGGGUCCCCCCGGGGCCACCGAGAGCCCCAACCGGGCGGUGGAGUACCUGCUGGAGCUCAACAACAUCAUCGAGAGCCAGCAGAAGCUCCUGGAGACCCAGCGCCGGAGGAUCGAGGAGCUGGAGGGCCAGCUGGAGCAGCUCAGCCAAGAGAACCGGGAUCUGAGGGACGGGGACCGGGAUCGCCACCGGGAACAGUACCACCACCAUCACCACCACCACCAUCAGCAGCAGCAGCAGCAGCACAAGGAGAGGGAGAGCCACUACCAGAACCGCCCCGAGUACCCAGGUCGGGAUCAUGGGCAGCCUCCGCCGGCUCCUCCGCAGUACCAGAACCGGGAGAAGGGAGAGUUGCAGCAACAGCAGCAGCAGCAGCCGCCCCACUAUGGGGCCCGGGAUGGGCAGCAGCAGCAGCAGCAGUACCAGCAGCAGCAGCACCACCAGAACCGGGAGGGCCACUACAGGGAGCCCUGCCAGCUCCACCGGGACCGGGCCCCGCAGUGCCACCCGACCCGGGAGAAGGACCACCACCACCACCAGCAGCAGCAGCAGCAGCAGCAGCAGCAGCCGCCUCCUCCUCCGCCUCCACCGCCUGCUCAACAUGAGUACCCCUGUGCCCCCCGGGAAAGGGAGAGGGAGAGGGGCCAGCUGAGCCGAGGGGCUUCCCGCAGCUCCAGCCCCGGAGCCGGAGGAGGAGGGGGGCACAGCACCAGCGCCAGCACCAGCCCCGCCACCACGCUCCAGAGAAAGUCAGAUGGAGAAAAUUCAAGAACUGUCAGGUCGUCCACGUGUCCCACUCUGCACCAGUACUGCUGCUCUGCUCAGUCGCUUCUCCACUCGCAGCUAGCUUCCCCUGCCAGGCACACAGGCUGCAGCGUGGAAGGCGACCCACCAGGAAGUGAGACUGGCACGAUAGUGGACAAUCUGGGCAGUCAAGCUCCAUACCUCUGUGCCCCUGAAGUGAGCAAAGUUGAGCACUACGAUUUGGCGCCUUCCUCGUCGUCGUCCUCUGUCUGUCACACUCCAUCCCCAGGGCUACCGUGGGCCCAGCGUGCUCGGCUACAGCCCGCCAGCGUGGCGCUGAGGAAGCAAGAAGAGGAGGAGAGCAAGCGUUCCAAGGCCCUGUCAGACAGCUAUGAGCUCUCAACGGACCUUCAGGACAAAAAGGUGGAGAUGCUGGAGCGGAAGUAUGGGGGCUAUUUCCUGAGCCGUCGGGCAGCUCGUACUAUCCAAACUGCCUUUCGCCAGUAUCGCAUGAACAAGAAAUUUGAACGCCUGCGAAGCUCGGCGUCCGAGAGCCGCAUGUCACGGCGCAUCAUCCUCUCCAACAUGCGGAUGCAGUACUCCUUCGAGGAAUACGACAAGGCCCAGAAUGCCCCUUACUUUGAAGGGAAACCUGCCUCUCUGGACGAAGGGACCAUGGCUACUGUUCGGCCUCAUCUCUUAGACCGUGGCCUACCCUAUGGUGGCUCUUGUCGGACAGGCUUGGAUGGCAGCUCCCUCCAUUCCUCUUCCGGAGGCUUCUGCAACGACAUCACAGAGCUUGAGGACUCCUUCUCCAAGCAGGUGAAGUCUCUUGCCGAGUCGAUUGAUGAAGCCUUGAACUGCCACCCGCUAGGGCAGGAGGGAGGGCCAGGAGGCCCCACCUUGGAGAAGAGCGAGUCCAAGGAGCAGCAGGGCGACAGUGCAGCCACUUCGUUCAGUGACGUGACACUAUACCUGGACGAAGGUGCUCCUACGUCGCCCCUCUCUCUCGAGCGCCCACCCAGCACUGACCCUCCUGAACCCAGCACAGUACCAAUUCCCCCGCCCCCACGGCCAGAGUACUGGGGUGGGCCACAGCGGGAGGACAGCCGAGAGAAUGGAGGCGCUAGCCGGCGCAGCACACCUUGUAUGGAGUGCCGGGACUACCGCCUGAGGGGUGCCCACCUCCCUUUGCUCACCAUCGAACCUCCCAGCGACAGCUCAGUGGAUCUGAGCGACCGCUCCGAUCGGGGCUCUCUCAACCGUGGCCUGAUCUACGAGCAAGAUGGCUGCAGUCCCCAUGGCACCCUCAAGCAUCCUGGUGGGCCCGCCCGCUCCCCACACCCGCACCGACAUUAUCACCCCGAACAAAACCAGCCUCCCCCACCUCUCCCCAUGCCACCUGCUCAAGCCCCUGGCCGCCUGCCCCCACCUCCUCCACCAGACAACUCAGACGGCGACAACGACAGCCUGAACAGCACCACCAACUCCAAUGAGACCAUCAAUUGCAGCUCGGGCUCUUCUUCUCGUGACAGCCUACGUGACCCACCCCCACCUGCCCCUGCCGCCACCUCUUCGGCCCCCGGCGGGCCCUGCAAACAGACCUACCAGCGAGAGACGCGGCACAGCUGGGACUCACCUGCCUUCAACAAUGACGUGGUACAACGCCGCCAGUACCGCAUCGGCCUCAACCUCUUCAACAAGAAACCAGAGAAGGGGAUCCAGUACUUGAUUGAGAGAGGUUUCCUAUCAGACACACCAGUCGGCGUGGCACGCUUUAUCCUGGAGCGGAAAGGAUUGAGCCGGCAGAUGAUUGGCGAGUUCUUGGGCAACCGGCAAAAGCAGUUCAACCGGGACGUACUUGACUGUGUGGUAGACGAGAUGGACUUCUCCAGUAUGGACCUAGAUGAUGCUUUGCGGAAGUUCCAGUCUCACAUUCGAGUGCAAGGCGAGGCACAGAAGGUGGAGCGUCUAAUUGAGGCCUUCAGCCAGCGCUACUGUGUAUGCAAUGCCCCAUUGGUGCGCCAAUUCCGGAACCCAGACACCAUCUUCAUCCUCGCUUUUGCCAUCAUCCUUCUGAACACUGACAUGUACAGCCCCAGCGUCAAGGCAGAGAGAAAGAUGAAACUAGAUGACUUCAUCAAGAAUUUGCGAGGAGUAGAUAAUGGGGAAGAUAUCCCUCGGGAUCUACUGGUAGGGAUUUACCAGCGGAUUCAGAGCCGGGAGCUGCGUACCAAUGAUGACCAUGUUUCUCAGGUCCAAGCAGUUGAGCGCAUGAUUGUGGGUAAAAAACCGGUCCUCUCACUGCCCCACAGACGUCUGGUUUGCUGCUGUCAGCUGUAUGAGGUGCCUGACCCCAACCGGCCCCAGAGGCUUGGGCUGCACCAGCGGGAAGUCUUCCUCUUCAACGACCUCUUAGUGGUGACAAAGAUAUUUCAGAAGAAGAAGAUCCUUGUGACCUACAGUUUCCGCCAGAGCUUCCCUCUUGUCGAGAUGCAGUUGCAGCUCUUUCAGAAUUCCUACUACCAGUUCGGGAUUAAGCUACUCUCAGCUGUUCCUGGUGGGGAAAGGAAAGUCCUGAUCAUUUUCAACGCCCCCAGUUUACAGGAUCGAUUGCGCUUCACCAGCGACCUGCGGGAGUCCAUCGCAGAAGUACAAGAGAUGGAGAAAUAUCGUGUGGAAUCGGAGUUAGAGAAGCAGAAAGGAGUGAUGCGCCCCAACGCCUCCCCCUCCUCUGGUCCUAAGGAUGCCGUGAAUGGGACGCUGACUCGAAGCAGCCUGGAGGAUGCCUACACUGUGGGAGAAGGGCUGAAGAGAAGUGCCCUCAGCAGCUCCCUCCGCGACCUCUCCGAUGCUGGCAAGCGGGGCCGUCGUAACAGCGUGGGAUCCUUGGACAGCACAAUUGAAGGAUCUAUCAUUAGCAGCCCUCGUCCCCACCAGAGAGUGCCACCUCCUCCUCCUCCCGAGGAAUACAAGCCUCAGCCUCGGCCUCCCUCUAACUCCUCGUCUUUCUUGGGCUCCCUUUUCGGCAGCAAGCGUGGGAAGGGUCCCUUUCAGACGCCCCCCAGUCAAGCCUCAGCCUCUUCCUCUUCGGCCUCGUCAUCCCACCACCACCUUCCUCAGCAUCACCCUCACCACAGCCACCCAUCCCUCCCUGACAGCAGCCAGUCCAAGCUGCAGGCGCUGCAUGCCCAGUACUGCCAUGGCCCAUCCUCCCAGCCGCCCCCUCCUUACCCCCAGCAGCCCCCUCCACCCCAGCAGCCUGCCCCUCCGCCCCCACCACUCGCCUUGCCCUCUAACCCCUUGCCACCCCAGAUCCAGCGCUACCACCACUCCCAACAGCCCCCCCUCUCUGCCCCACCCCAGAAACAGGCCGUGCCAGCCUUCCCCACCCCACAGCCCCACCACCACUACACUCUGGGUCGGCCCAGCCAGCAGAAGCGGGCUCACCAGCUGGCCGCUGCUGCUGCUGCUGCUUCCCAACAUCCUCCCUUUCCCCAUGGGCGCCAGCCCACUUCACCACUGCCCCUGUACAGCCCUGCCCCUCAGCAUGCCCUUGCUCAUACGUACCCUCAGCAGCUCCACCAGACCGGUGGCAGUGGUCAACACACUCUGCACCGGCAACAGGCUCCCAAGCACUUUAUCUUCAGCCAUCACCCUGCCCAGAUCCUCCAGCGGCCCCCUCCUCCGCCCGGCGUGGGGCCAUACCCAGGGCAUCACGGCCAUCCUGUUCAGCAACACCAUGGGCAACCCCCAAUGCCCCCUCCUCAUUCUCCCAUUCCCCCUCACCCAUCCUACCCGCCUCUCCCACCCCCCUCUCCUCACACUCCCCUCAGCCCCCACUCUCCAGCAGCUCCUACCUCCCCAUUGCCCCAGCACAUCCCCAUGCACCAGGGGGGCCCUCAAGCCAUGCCCAACCAGGGCCCCCCCAAUCCCAAACCGAAGCAGGUCAACAGAAUCAGCACUGUUGUGUGAGGAAUGCCAACACAGCAGCCGCCACCGCAGGAUUGGUGGCUAAAUAUACAUAUAUAAAUAACAGAGCUCGGGGUCUCCUCUGUCCGGGCUGAGGUGAUGGGAAGACAGGGGAGGUCAGGAGGGUGUCUAGACUUUAUGGCCAUUCCCCUUCCUCCUCCCCACUCCACAUCCCGUCGCCCCUCUUUUUCCUAGGAUCAGAACUGAGAGAGGGCCUCCCUUGGAAAGGAAGAAGUCCGGACCUGCAACACCGCUGGCGGCCUGAGGAUAGCACCGGCUCCACAUUUGGGCUUUGCUGCUGAGGGGCUUCACCUCUUCCUCUCUUCUUGCCCCUGCCCACUUCUCCCCUUUUGCUUAGAAAACAGCAUCUCUGCAGAGAGGGAUGAUGUUAAAAACCUGAGGCCCAGUGAAGGAGGAAGGUGUGGUGCUUUCUGGUUGUGCUGGCUUAGGGAAUUUGUCCCUGGCACAGAAUUUCCCACCAGCAUUUUCUCUCGAUGUGCUGCAGCAGGAAGAAAUCUAGUGUAAUUUUGUAGCCCUUGUGCAUCCUUCCUUCUUGACAAUGGCACAGAAGGUAGUCAACACUAUUCAUAAGCGGGAUUGGAGAUGGUGGUAGUGUAGCACUCCCUGCAAAAGUCUCCUUCCUCCAAGAAAACUGGCUGUCAAGGGAGAAAGAUUCAGGCCUAGCCUCCCUGAUGAUUUCUAGAGCAGGUGGCCAUUUCUCAGACCUGCCCAAAGUCAGUUUUUCUGGGAAGGAUGGCCAAAGAGGAGGCCUUUGCCUUUUAUCUUUUUAUACAAGGCAACAUUUACAAUAUCAAAUUGCAGUUUCUGUCAACUAAAACUCUUCCUUUUAAUUAACAAAAUGGUCCUGGUGAACGUUGAAAAGAGAGUUGGAGCUUACAUGGUUGAUGCAGUAUUGCUUGUGGCCUGAAAAUUUGUUGCCAGUUUCACAUUUGGGAUUUGAUGUUAGGAGGCACCCUAGAAGCUUAGGAACUUGAGUCACAUUGGACAACCAGGGUGGCCUUGGUUUUCUGAAAGAGAAAGAGUCUGUAGGCAGCAGGCUUCCUUCUGUUCUUUUGCUGGUUGAAGACAGAAAAGCUGCUCCAGAUAUUGCAAUAUAGAAGUUAGCUCAAUCUGGUGUUUGUUCUCCACUUAAGGUUUCCAGAGUAAAAACUGGAGAGGGCUCCUUGGUGGUUGUAUAGGAGAGGAAAUUUCAGCAGUUGUUGCUGGUUGCAUGGCAAAGCAACACUUGCAGAAAUUCAAGAUACAGGAGUCCUCUCCAGUUUCCCCUCCGGCAACCCUAUCUCCUGUACCAAUGUGGCAAUGGCUGUUAAAAACCAUGACGAUGGAGGCCGAGUGGUAAGAAAGGAAAGAAUUUAUCUCUGAGUCGCCUUGGGUCUCUUCUGGGAGAAAGGUGGCAUAUAAAUGAAAUUAAUUAAUUAAUUAAUUAAACAGUCUCUUUCUCUCGCUUUCCCUCCAACCCACAGCUUCCCAGCCAUUUAAAGUCAAUUCUGUAUGCCCCUCUUUGACCCAAUAUAGUCCAGGUGAGGAAUCAUCCUGUGCCUCAGAUCUGCAUGGAAAUUCAGUGAUGACAGAACCUGUUGUUCUUGCCAAGUAGCUUCUGGCUUUAAGGGUUGCAGAUGGGGGAUGGAUGUAUUCUUUGCCUGGGUGCGUUGCCAUGGCCAGAGGGCAGGUGUGGCAGUGGUAUUGCCAAGGCAGGGGCAUCUGCGGGCAGAUCCCUUGCAUUGGAGCUCACACAGACACUGGCCUACAGCCUGACACCUGUGCCACUUUCUCCUUCAGAGCCUCUUCAGGAUUUGUCUUCCUGGACGCUUCUGGUGUGUUUCUUCCCUGCUCCCCCUGCAUCCACAAGGACCACCAAGGACGUUUCUCUUAGAAGGACACUUUCUGUUCUUACAAAGUAAAGAUCCCCAACCCUUUGCCUUGUUCCUCACACACCACACACCCAGGUGAGGUGGGGACAGGGGCCUACUAUGCCCCCAACCACUUUUGGGAGGAGUGGAGGCUCUCCUUUUUAAAAAAAUUUGCACAGAACAGUGUCUUGCCCUCUCAGUUCUUAUUCAUAAAGGGCUAUUCUUACUCCUUUCCCCUCCCCACCCCUGCUUUGGAGUUUGCACUGAAUACAUUUUUAAUGGGAGGGGGGUUCACAUAUAAAUAUAUCUGUCCCUGGCCUUGUAUGAACCACCCCUUCACUGAUUUGAGGAUGGAGGAAAACGGGAGCAGAAAGCAGGAAUAUUAUUCUCUCCUGUCACCCGAAUUGCUCUUUCAUCCUGUCAGUGUGUCUCUGCCUGACAGUAGGAGGGAGGUAGUGAAGCCCUUUCCCUCCUCUCCUUGGAAGCUUAGAUGCACUUUAACCCUCCAUUCCCUUUGUUUUUGGAGGGAAAAGAUGGGAUCAAGAUUUUCUAGUCCCAGGCCAAGCCUAUAGGGUCUGUCUGGCCUAUUCUUUUCCCCCACCUUUCCUUGCCUAACACAGUUACCUCAGCCUGCCACCCAUCCCUCUCAUCCGUAGGAUUAGAGACAGAGCUGCUAGGUUUUAAUGCUUGGAUUUGGAGCCCUGGUGCACAGUGGUUAAAUGCCUGUACUGCAGCCACUCAGUCAAAACCACAAGGUUGCGAGUUCAAUACCAGCAAAAGGGCUCAAGCUUGACUCAGGCUUGCAUCCUUCCGAGGAGG
Molecule: messenger RNA, 7804 nt
Organism: Sceloporus undulatus (fence lizard)
Lineage: Eukaryota; Metazoa; Chordata; Lepidosauria; Squamata; Phrynosomatidae
Gene: IQSEC2
Product: IQ motif and Sec7 domain ArfGEF 2
Exons: 16
Coding region: 366-5117 (1583 amino acids)
Biological process (GO): regulation of ARF protein signal transduction; actin cytoskeleton organization
Molecular function (GO): protein binding; guanyl-nucleotide exchange factor activity
Source: RefSeq, a predicted model, not a curated record